Molecule: messenger RNA, 546 nt
Organism: Sphaeroforma arctica JP610
Lineage: Eukaryota; Ichthyosporea; Ichthyophonida
Exons: 2
Coding region: 1-486 (161 amino acids)
Source: RefSeq, a predicted model, not a curated record
AUGAUUUUACCCCGUAUCAGACAAUACUCAAAUUCAAUUCUAUACCACGACCUUGCAGGGACUAUUCCGGGCAUAGACACGUACAACAAGCUCAUCAAGACCCCUACAGACUAUCAACUGGAGAUCUACGGCGAUCCAUUCUGCACACUAGCGCUCAUCACUUCUAACGCCACACUCAACACUUGCGGUGAGGUCACUAUUCCUCUGCUGGGAUUUGGGUUUUACUUCAAGGUCACUGAGACUGUGAGUAGUACUACUAGUUCAAUUGCCGCUACGGCCACCUCACAAAUAGCUUCCACGGUGCCGAUAAGCGAAACGAAGCCAGCAGCCACAGCAGAAGAUCAACCCACCGAUAUCCCAAAAGGAACGCUGCCACCGACACCUGACCAGCCCAACGAUGCCGAGAAUAACAAUUCAGCAAACCCUUUUGUAUGUUUACUUGCGGGGAUGUUUGUGUUUGAGGUGCUGAGAUUUACAAGCGCUUAGACACGACACAUAUAUAGUACAUGCACUACAGUAGGCAGCAACAAUAAAAUUCGAACGAAG